AGACAGGGCGCCUCUGCCAUGACUGACGUCGCCGCCAUCGGUCAAAAGCUGCUCCGCGCCUCUGCGCAGAACGACCUCGAGCAGCUCGACAGCGCGCUGCGCGGUGCCUCGCCCGACUAUGCCAACGGCAUCGGCCAGACCGGGCUGCACGUCGCCUCGAUCCACGGACAUGUCGAGGUCGUGAAGCGGCUGCUCAAGGCGGGCGCACUGGUGAGCUCGACCAACCGGUACGGCGUGACGCCGCUGCACUACGCCGCCGACAGCGGCAGAAUCGAGGUUGCGAGGCUGCUGAUUGAGGCGGGCGCCAACAAGCGGACGCGGGCGAGCAACGGCAAGCUCCCGGUCGACAUGAUCAAGGAGGAUGCGGACUGUGCGGAGGAGCUUCAGGCGCUGCUCGGGAGCGGCUCGAACAAGCUGCACCGCGCCAUCAAGGGGCACAACCUCGCGCUGCUCCGCCAGCUCCUCGAGGCGGGGAAGGAGGACCUGUCUGCCGUCGACUCGCGCGGCCGCUCUCCCUUCCACCUCGCCGCCCUCGCCGCGGUGACGUCGACCGAGGACCGCGAGCAGUUCAACAGCAGCAUGGCAGCGCUGCAGGCCCUCGUGCUUGCGGCCAAGGCGCGCGGCGGCGAGGACAAGGUGCGGCGGCUGUGCAGCGAGGACUACCUUGACGACGACGGCUUCAGCCCUCUGCACGUCGUGGUGCACGCCGACUUGGUGGACGGGGCGGCGAUGCUGCUCGAGGCGGGCGCCGACCCGAACGUGCAAACCUACCCGGAGUCGGACUCGGAGUACCGGUCCGGCCAGUGGGGACGGACUCUCGCCGACGGGACCAAGGAGAUCCUGUCUGCGCAGUCCGACUGCUCGUCGCUCCACAUCGCGCUCGGCGAGAUCGGGAUGGACAAUGGCUGCAUCCACGCCGCCGUCAACGCGGGCGAUGUCGAGGCGCUCGCGCUUCUGCUGCGGCACGGCGCGGACCCGUCGGCGGCGGGGAAGGGCGGCUGGACUCCGCUGACGCUGGCGGCGCGCUCGGGCAAGACGUCGGCGCGGGGGGGAGCUGCCCUCGCCGCGCCAGGCGGAGGACGCCCCUUCACUGCGGCGCUGGGAGUAGUAAACAAGCGGGCUGCCAUCCUCCGGCUCUUUGGCGAGGAGGCGUGA
Emiliania huxleyi CCMP1516 is the source of this 1155-nucleotide messenger RNA. RefSeq lists its product as hypothetical. The record is from RefSeq and is a predicted model, not a curated record. Bases 19 to 1155 code for a protein of 378 amino acids. The transcript has 5 exons. Gene Ontology annotation, molecular function: protein binding. NCBI's taxonomy places the organism in Eukaryota, Haptophyta, Isochrysidales, Noelaerhabdaceae.